Melopsittacus undulatus (budgerigar) is the source of this 1051-nucleotide messenger RNA. It is a transcript of the gene CYC1, whose product is annotated as cytochrome c1. Gene Ontology annotation, molecular function: heme binding; electron transfer activity. The transcript is spliced from 7 exons. Gene Ontology annotation, biological process: mitochondrial electron transport, ubiquinol to cytochrome c. The record is from RefSeq and is a predicted model, not a curated record. Bases 44 to 988 code for a protein of 314 amino acids. Lineage: Eukaryota; Metazoa; Chordata; Aves; Psittaciformes; Psittaculidae.
GCCACAUCCGGCGGUCCCGUCCGCGUCCCCUCGACCUCGGGCGAUGGCAGCGGUUCGGGGCCUGGCGCUGCGGGGGCGGCUGCUGCGGCCUGCACCGGGCACCGGAACCGGAACCGGAACCCGCUGCCCCGCGGCCCCGCUGUCCUCAUGCCCCCCCCCCCGCUCCCGUUGGUGGCCAUGGGGGGGCCGCUCGGCGCUGGUGGCACUGGGGGCGCUGGCAGCAGGGGGGGGGACCCUGGCGCUGGGCUCGGCACUGGCAGCUGGGGAGCUGGAGCUGCACCCCCCGACCUUCCCCUGGAGCCACAGUGGACCCCUCUCCGCGCUCGACCACGCCAGCCUCCGCCGUGGGUUCCAGGUGUACCGCCAGGUGUGCUCCGCCUGCCACAGCCUCGAGUUCGUCGCCUUCCGCAACCUCAUCGGCGUCACCCACACCGAGGCCGAGGCCAAGGCGCUGGCGGAGGAGGUUCAGGUCCUGGACGGUCCGGAUGAGAACGGGGAGAUGUUCCUGAGGCCUGGAAAGAUCUCAGACUACUUCCCGAAGCCCUAUCCCAACGCUGAGGCUGCCCGAGCUGCCAACAAUGGGGCUCUGCCCCCCGACCUCAGCUACAUCGUCAAUGCCCGGCACGGCGGUGAGGAUUACGUCUUCUCCCUGCUGACCGGGUACUGUGAGCCCCCAGCUGGGGUGUCAGUGCGGGAGGGUCUGCACUACAACCCCUACUUCCCAGGGCAGGCCAUAGGCAUGGCCCCCCCCAUCUACAGUGAGGUCCUCGAGUACGAUGAUGGCACCCCGGCCACCAUGUCCCAGAUUGCCAAGGACGUCUGCACCUUCCUUCGAUGGGCAGCGGAGCCAGAACACGACCACCGCAAGAAAAUGGGUCUCAAGAUGCUGAUGAUCUCGGGGCUCCUCAUCUCCCUCCUGUACUACUUGAAGCGCCACAAGUGGUCGGUGCUGAAGAGCAGGAAGAUGGUUUAUCGGCCCCCCAAGUAGGGGGCUAUGGGGCGUCCCCCCCCUAUGGCUGCUGCAAUAAAGCCUGGCUUGAGCGAGGCUCAA